AUGGCAGUUUCUGUAGGCAAGGAGGCUUUUAAGAAGUGUGUGGUUCUUGCCUUGACAAAUGCAGUGGAUCAAUUGAAGGCGGAAUUUAGAGAUCUCCUCUUUUCGGAACAGAGGAGGCCGGUAGAAUGGACUAUCUCAUGGAUACGUGGGUUGUCUGACAUCCCUUUGCCCGAAGAUAUCAUCGAAGACAAUAAGUAUCGUACGGUAAUUACAACAUAUACAUCACAUGGUGUUGUUGGAGCAAUCGUGUCAUCGAACUUUCCUCUUAUGCAUGCAGCUACCAAAAUUGCACCAGCUCUGCUUAUGGGAAACGGUCUCUAUCCCUACCCGGUGCAAGCUUCUGACACAAUACCCUCUAACCAUUUAUCUCCCUACUGCGGCUUGCGACUUGUCGGGUUAGCCCAUGAAGAUGAUAAUCUCGGUCCAUGGCUUACCAGUUAUCCGCGCAUUGACAGGAUCAUCGUCACCGGGUCUACUAUUACUGAGCAAGCCAGUUCGAAAAGUGCUAGUAAGACUUUGAAAGGGUUACUCUUGAGCUGUGAGUUCUGGGGUCUGAUAUGUUUGAACAUCAAACGCAUUUAUGUCCAUGAAUUCGUCUCCGAGGAAUUUAAAGAUGCCGUGGUAUAUUGCAAAAUUAACGAUUCCGAUGGUAGCUUUAUUACUUCUACUGUUAUUGACCGGCCGCCCGAGAAUUCUCGGAUAGACGCCCAUUGUACCGCUUUGUCGUGGAAGAGCGAGGAUGAAGUAAUUGCUCGAGGCAACGAUACCCUCAUGGGCCUAGGCGCAUCCGUAUGGACCAAUGGCUUGAAGAAAGCCGAGAGAGUUGCCAGACAGAUGCAAGCUGCUGGUGUAUGGGUCAACACUCACUUUAGCGGUUUUGGUACCGAAUGGAAUAGCCUCAAGGCAUUCUGUAAUGUCCAGACUCUUUCCCUAAAUAAGCAGUAG
Talaromyces proteolyticus is the source of this 945-nucleotide messenger RNA. RefSeq names its product Aldehyde/histidinol dehydrogenase. The transcript is spliced from 9 exons. Gene Ontology annotation, molecular function: aldehyde dehydrogenase (NAD+) activity. NCBI's taxonomy places the organism in Eukaryota, Fungi, Ascomycota, Eurotiomycetes, Eurotiales, Trichocomaceae. The record is from RefSeq and is a predicted model, not a curated record. Bases 1 to 945 code for a protein of 314 amino acids.